Molecule: messenger RNA, 2854 nt
Organism: Poeciliopsis prolifica (blackstripe livebearer)
Lineage: Eukaryota; Metazoa; Chordata; Actinopteri; Cyprinodontiformes; Poeciliidae
Product: serine/threonine-protein kinase Nek5-like
Biological process (GO): protein phosphorylation
Molecular function (GO): protein kinase activity; ATP binding
Source: RefSeq, a predicted model, not a curated record
UGAAGUCCCAAACCCCAUUUCCAGGCGUUAUGAAUGACUAUGAGGUUAUCCGGCAGAUCGGAGAAGGUGCGUUUGGGAGAGCCUUACUCGUCAGAGACAAACGGGGAGAUGGAGACGGGAACUGCGUGGUGAAGCAGAUCAGCCUGAGGAAGAUGUCAGCGAAGGAGAAAGAAGCCUCUAAGAAAGAAGUGACUCUCCUGUCACAGAUGAAACACCCAAACAUCGUUUCUUUCAUCAAUACAUUUCAAGAGAAGGGCAGUCUGUACAUAGUGAUGGAGUACUGCGAUGGAGGAGAUCUGCUGAAGAAGAUCAACAUGCAGAGAGGAAUUCCCUUCUCUGAGGCCCAGAUUGUGGACUGGUUCAUCCAGAUCUGCCUGGGCCUCAAGCACAUCCACGACCGGAAGAUUCUUCACAGAGACAUCAAAUCUCAGAAUAUCUUCCUAACCAGUGGAGGGAUGAAAGUAAAGCUGGGGGACUUUGGUAUCGCAAGAAUUUUGAAUAACACUCUGGAGAUGGCCAGGACUUGUGUCGGGACGCCAUACUACCUCUCACCAGAGAUCUGCGAGAGUCGGCCCUACAACAACAAAACAGAUAUCUGGUCUCUCGCUUGUGUCCUCUAUGAACUCUGCACCCUGAGGCAUCCAUUCGAGGGCAACAGCCUGAGGCAGCUGGUCAGCAAGAUCUGCAGAGGCCACUACGCACGUCCCAGCCGCUACUCCCACGACCUUCGCCUGCUGCUUACCCAGCUCUUCAAGGUCAACCCUCGAGAGCGACCCUCAGUGAGCUCAAUCCUCCGACGUCCAUUUUUAGAAAAACACGUCAGUAAACACAUCAGCAUUCAGACGAUGCAGGGGGAUUUAAACCACGCGGCUUCCCAUCGAAACGGAGCAGCAGCUGCAUCAGAUGCUGCUAAAAUAAGAACAAGGCCGUCAGGUAACGCAGCACAAAAAAUGCAGAAGGCGAGAGCAGCAAAGCGACCUGGGGCAGCAGGCAGGAAACCCGCUACUAAACCGGACCACAGAGCGCCGUUCAGACUGAUCACCACUCCCUACAAACCUCUUCAUCAAAAAGCAGCUAAACCAGCUGCAGACGGAGCAUCUGCAGGGUUCCAGAACUACAGGUUGGAUGGGAGGCAGACUGGCAGCCAUUACCUGCACUAUUAUGCCCAGCUGGAUGUCAUUCAGAGGAGGAAUCAGGACAUUCCUGCUGCUGUUGCUCCACCUUUAGCUCCUGAUCCUGCGGCUCUGGAGCAAGUCUCAGAUGUGAACCUCCAGUUCUGGGAACAAGAUGGUCCGCUUGUGGAACCAUACCAGCUUGUGGCUGCAGCUCGUAACGAGUACCUGCAGAGGAAACAUGAGGCCAACCAGUACAAACUGAGAGCAGAAAAACAGCUGGGUCUGCGGCCGUGUACAGCUGAGAGCGAAAGGAAGCCAGGCGACCAGGAGCAGGAAGCUGGACUACCUGACAAGCAGCACUUUCCUCAGGACAGAAAACAUGAGGGACAGCAGGAGUAUCUGCGUCAGCUGGAUCUCAUCAGGCAGCAGUAUCAUCAGGAGGUGAGACAGAUGAGACAGAAAGCUGAAUCAGAGCCACAAGACAAACGGAGAACCUUUGUGGUGGAAAAAGCACGAGACCCGGAGCCCGCCUCGGAUGCUGAAGAACAGCAGAAAGAAACACCUGCUCAGGACAUGGAUGCAGUUGUGAGGCAGACUGGAGAAGAAAACGAGGGAAAUUCUCAGAAAAAAAACAAAGAUAAGAAGGGAAUCAUGUUUGAAAUCCGGCUGGAUGAAGAAGAAAAAGAAGAAAAGGCAAAGGAGGAGAGGAAAAAUGAAGAGAAGCAGGAAGUGGACCCUCUCAAUCGUACGCUAAGCUUCCAGGAAGGGGAGGCGCUAAAGCUCAAAGACUGGUCAAAGGAGAGAAAGGGGUGGAGCCAAAGGACCCCUCAGACUCUCCUGGACGCCCUGGCCAACAUGGACGUCAACUCUCCCUGCAGCACAGCGACUGAGCCUUCAGAAGGUCGCAGGCGGUGGACCAGCCGUCCCCGCUCCCUGCUGAACGCUCUGGCUCAGGCUGAACUCACACCAAGUCUGGACACAGCAUUAGAUGCUGCGCAUGGAGAGGAGAAGGGAAGACAAGGAGAAGAGGAAGAGGAGGAAGAGGAUUCGGACAUAGAGAUGGAUGAAGAGCGUCUGGAGUCGAGGUCUGAUGAUGAUGACACGAAUUUUGAGGAGUCGGAGGACGAGCUGAGAGACGCCGUGGCGGACUCCAUGAGGAACCUUUACGUCAUGGAGGACUCGAGCUCUGGAGAAAACACUUCGGAGGAGGGAGAAGAAGCAGAGAGGAAGGACGGAGGAGCAGAUGGCUCUUCAGGUCAUCAGCAAGCCCAAGUAGAGGUCAGCAGUUCAGGGUCUGAAGGUUCACCAAGCGGAUGUUUCUAGUAAAUCUGAAGAGUCGCAGACGGACAAGAGUGCAGCUUUAGAUAAGCAUCAGGCUGAUUCAGUGGUUUGUUAGCAGAUGAAUGAACUGCCUUAAAACGUGUGAAAGUGUUCACUCUGAAGUUUACAAAGGGAGUGUCUGCAGUGGUGUGACUCACAAAGCCUCAUCUAUAUAUUCAUGUUAUACACCUGGACUAAAAUAGUUGGCAAGCCUGAUUUUAAGUGCACAAUAAUAUAAAUGUAAUUUUAAGAAUGUAAAAAAAUCUUUAUUUACUAAAAAAAAAAGCAUGAAAAAAAAAACGUGUGGCCUACCUGUCACUAAGUUUUCAACAUCACCUCUGAUACCAAAACACAAAGGGAAACACUGAAUGUAACCAUGAUCAUCAGUCACAGAUUGUGAAAUAUACAUCUACAUUUAA